Messenger RNA from Diorhabda sublineata, 1318 nucleotides. RefSeq lists its product as uncharacterized. The record is from RefSeq and is a predicted model, not a curated record. NCBI's taxonomy places the organism in Eukaryota, Metazoa, Arthropoda, Insecta, Coleoptera, Chrysomelidae. The transcript has 4 exons. The coding region runs from base 34 to 624 and encodes 196 amino acids.
GUCAGUGAUAAAGCACACAUCCCUCUAAAAAAAAUGCGGAUUUGUUUUGUGUUAUGUAUUGGGCUAGCCACAUUCGCUACUCUAUGUUCAGCACGACCAGCCGAAAAUGACGCUGAUUAUGACGAAGAACCAGCACCACCCCCAAAGAAACCUUCAAGGCCUCUUACGAGCAGAAGAAAUCCGUUAAACUCGAGGAGUAAUGCUAAACCUGCUUCUAGUACUACUACAACCACAGUUGCGCCAGAAGAAGAAGAAAUAGUUGACGAAGGCGAUUACGACGAAGAACCACCAGCAGAACAAGAAGCAAGUUCGACGACGGAAGCACCGAAAAAGAAUUUUCUUAAAACAGGAGUGGUGAGACCGUUCAGGAGCAACGACGAACUUCUGGCAGCUUUAAAAAAAAGAAGGGAACAAGCAGCAACUAAUAAAGUACAUAAGCCAAUACAAUCAGAAGACCAAAGCGCACCUGCGGUAGCAGCCGUGGAACCAGAAGCUCCGAAAAAGAGUACGGCAGCUUCUUCUGGGCGAAGGAAUAGGUUUAACUCGAAAGAAAAGAUACAGGAAAGUGGAGCUGAGGAAGCUGCACCUGUUAAAUCAGGUCGAAGAUUUGGUGGGAGAAGUUAGAUAACUGUUUUUUUUUUAAAUAAAUAUAAUGAGAUUUAACAGAUGAUUUAUUUACAUAAACCUUUUAGCUUGGUUGUUAUGACCCUAAAUAUCUCAAUGGGAGUCAAAUUGUACAUCAUAUAAUACUAAAUAUCUCAGAAAAUAUCGAUUAUAGAAAAAAAAGUUUAAAGUAAGAAAUGAAGCUCGUAAAAAGCUCUGCAAAAGAGAUUAUAAACAUUUUUUACAUAAACCUUUUCGUUUGGUUGUUAUGACCCUAAAUAUCUCGAUAGGAGACAAAUUGUAUAUCAUAUAAUACUAAAUAUCUCAGAAAAUACCGAUUUUUGAAAAAAAAGUUUCAAAUAAAAAAUGAAGCUCAUAAAAAGCUUUACAAUAAAGGUCGAAUAUAUUUUUUACCUAAACCUAUUCGUUUGGUUGUUAUGACCCCAAAUAACUCGACAGAAGUCAAAAUGACUAUAUAUACAUAAUCUAACUCAAUCUUCCCCAAGUGGAUAAACGAGCAUAAGUUACCCCCUGUAAUCGGCGUGCUACACUUAUUUGUAACCACUGUGUUCAAAGUAAAACAUUUUUGAUCUACUAAGCAAAAAAUAAAGAAAAUAAGCAUAAGAAAUGCUUCAAAACAAUUAAAGGACACCGCCAAUGAUAUUUACUUUUUUCCUCACCCUGUAUAUAGUUAUUCGUCGAUACUUCUACUCGA